UUCAGAAUUCGGUCAUCAUGUCGGACCAAGAAAUUGACAUCUUGCGAAGCACCUUUCCCUCCUACAUGGCUGAGGGCGAGCGGCUCUAUCUCUGCGGGGAGUUCUCUAAAGCUGCCCUCAGCUUCAGCAACGCUCUUCACCUUCAGGAUGGAGACAAGAACUGCCUGGUUGCCCGCUCCAAGUGCUACCUGAAGAUGGGAGAGUUAGAGAAAUCCCUGAAGGAUGCUGAGGAUUCACUCCAGGGUGACCCGACUUUCUGCAAGGGCAUUUUACAAAAGGCGGAGACCCUGUACACCAUGGGAGACUUUGAGUUUGCCUUGGUGUUCUAUCAUCGAGGCUAUAAGCUACGGCCUGAUCGGGAAUUCAAAGUUGGAAUUCAGAAAGCCCAGGAAGCCAUCAAUAACUCAGUGGGAACUCCUUCUUCAAUUAAGCUGGAGAACAAAGGAGACCUCUCCUUCUUAAGCAAGCAGGCUGAGAGUAUGAAAGCCCUGCAGAAGCCGCAUCCCGUGAGGCAGGUCUCAUACUACGCCAAGACAGAGUCCAAGCGGAGGGGCUCGGUCAAGAGCGAGAAGACAGUCCGCCAGCUGCUAGGCGAGCUCUAUGUGGAUAAGGAGUAUCUGGAGAAGCUCCUCCUGGAUGAAGACCUGAUCAAAGGCACCAUCAAGCACGGCCAGACCGUGGAGGACCUCAUCAUGACGGGCAUCAACUACCUGGACUCCCGCAGUAACUUCUGGAGGCAACAAAAGCCCAUCUACGCCAGGGAGCGUGACCGGAAGCUGAUGCAAGAGAAAUGGCUGCGGAACCGCAAACGCCGGCCCUCGCAGACGGCCCGAUACAUCCUCAAGAGCCUGGAGGACAUUGACAUGCUGCUGACCAGCGGCAGUGCAGAAGGGAGCCUCCAGAAAGCCGAGAAAGUGCUGAAGAAGGUGCUGGAAUGGAACAAAGAAGAGGUGCCCAACAAGGAUGAGCUGCUUGGGAACUUGUACAGCUGCAUAGGGAAUGCCCAGAUCGAGCUGGGGCAGAUGGUAGCAGCCCUGCAGAGCCACAGAAGAGACCUGGAGAUCGCCAAGGAAUAUGACCUUCCUGAUGCCAAGUCGAGAGCCCUUGACAACAUUGGCAGGGUUUUUGCCAGAGUUGGGAAAUUCCAGCAAGCCAUCGACACGUGGGAGGAGAAGAUCCCUCUGGCGAAAACCACUCUGGAGAAGACCUGGUUGUUCCAUGAGAUUGGCCGCUGCUACUUGGAGCUGGACCAGGCCGCGCAGGCCCAGAGUUACGGCGAGAAGUCCCAGCAGUGCGCUGAGGAAGAGGGGGACAUCGAGUGGCAGCUGAACGCUAGUGUCCUGGUGGCACAGGCACAAGUGAAGCUGAGAAACUUCGAGUCGGCCGUGAACAACUUCGAGAAGGCCCUGGAGAGAGCGAAGCUGGUCCACAACAACGAGGCGCAGCACGCCAUCAUCAGCGCUUUGGACGAUGCCAACAAGGGCAUCAUCGAUGAGCUGAAGAAAACGAACUACAGGGAUAUAUUCAAAGAAAAGAAAGAGAAAGAAGAGGCUGCUGCCCUGGAGAAAGCCAAAGUAGCGGCAAAGGGGAAGGAAAGAGUGAGAAGAGUGAGAGACGAACACGAGAAGAUGAUGAAGCACUGGGGAAGAGAGCAGGGUGACGCGGAGAAGGGCGCAGACGAUGAGCUGUCUAACGGAGAAAGUCCAACCCGCACCGCGAGCGGACAGGAGGAAGAUAGGACGACAGGAGUAGAAAAAAACAUCUCCUUGAGAAGAGAACUGGGAGCCAUGGGGAAAAAUUCGAGAGAUGUUAUGAAGAGAUGGUCCGGAGAAUCGGGAGGAGCAGGCAAGGAAUUGAGUAAGGGUGAGUCGAGAGAAAUUUACAGGAGGCCUUCCGAUCUGGACCAGAAACCCUCAGAAGAAUUAAUAGACGACGACAAAGAGGAGAGCCUUUCAGAAGCCAAAAGGAGAGAGUCGGAAGACCUGGAGGAAAUAGAACUGGGAGAAACGGAAACAGAAAGUGCUGAGAAAAUGGAAAAAGAUGAAAAGGAAGAUGAAUGAAGAAGCCCCUGUUAGUAGGCAUUAGGAUCAGGAGGCUGGGAUUCACAGGGACAUGGGGACCUUAUUAAACUAGACUUUGGAGUUGAGAUUUGUAAAGAGGUCCCCUCUGCC
Myotis lucifugus (little brown bat) is the source of this 2171-nucleotide messenger RNA. It is a transcript of the gene ODAD4, whose product is annotated as tetratricopeptide repeat domain 25. Gene Ontology annotation, molecular function: protein binding. Gene Ontology annotation, cellular component: cytoplasm. NCBI's taxonomy places the organism in Eukaryota, Metazoa, Chordata, Mammalia, Chiroptera, Vespertilionidae. The transcript has 12 exons. The record is from RefSeq and is a predicted model, not a curated record. The coding region runs from base 18 to 2060 and encodes 680 amino acids.